Molecule: messenger RNA, 351 nt
Organism: Alternaria postmessia
Lineage: Eukaryota; Fungi; Ascomycota; Dothideomycetes; Pleosporales; Pleosporaceae
Exons: 2
Coding region: 1-351 (116 amino acids)
Source: RefSeq, a predicted model, not a curated record
AUGUCGUCCAUGAUCUCGUCUUCGAUAACGACGCUGCCAGCAACGAGCACAGCGAUAGCCACCGGCAACAGUGAACUGUCUGCGGGUGCGAAAGCUGGCAUCGGUGUUGGGGCAGCACUCGGAGCUAUCGCCUUGAUUGGUUUGGGGAUUUUCAUCGCUCAGGCGUUGCGAUGGCGCAAGAGAGCGCGAGAUGCGACUCCCUCGACCCGUGUACCUGAAGAGUACACGCCAAAGGACAUUUAUCGAUACGAGCAGGAUGGCAACCCUGCACAGUUAGCUGGCGGGGAAAGUGAACUGCACGAAAUGCCAGGAUCUGUGAGGGUUUCCGAGCUAGAUCAGAUUGAAGAGUAA